Messenger RNA from Ostreobium quekettii, 510 nucleotides. The record is from the annotation of a GenBank genome assembly. NCBI's taxonomy places the organism in Eukaryota, Viridiplantae, Chlorophyta, Ulvophyceae, Bryopsidales, Ostreobiaceae.
AUGUACCCAGAGAAGCUGACACUGGGAAUGGAAUUGAGAGACAAGGUUACAGAAUUUGUUAGACAAAGGAUAGCUGCCCUACGACAGCAGCAUCCCGGGCAAUACACAAACAUUAGCUGUGUGCGCUCGAAUGCACAAAAAUACUUGCCAAACUACUUUCGGAAAGGCGAGCUGGAAAAGAUGUUCUUCCUCUUCCCGGAUCCCCACUUCAAGGUGUCGAACCACCGGCGACGAGUCAUCAGCAACAACCUUGCUACAGAGUAUGCUUAUUUUUUACAGCCAGGAGGGACAAUCUACACCAUCACUGAUGUGCCGGAGCUUGGGCAAUGGAUGAAGGACACUUUGGAUGAGCACCCUUUGUUCCAGCCAUACACUGAAGAGGAGUUGAGGGAGGACCCCGUUGUUGACAUUCUUGCUGAGACGUCGGAAGAGGGACAAAAGGUGCACAGAGCGGGGGGCCAGACGUACAAGGCGGUUUACAGACGGGUGCUUGGAGAAGAGGAGCGAUAA